This is a messenger RNA of Solanum stenotomum, 1278 nucleotides long. RefSeq lists its product as uncharacterized. Gene Ontology annotation, molecular function: protein binding. The record is from RefSeq and is a predicted model, not a curated record. The transcript has a single exon. Bases 124 to 1038 code for a protein of 304 amino acids. NCBI's taxonomy places the organism in Eukaryota, Viridiplantae, Streptophyta, Magnoliopsida, Solanales, Solanaceae.
GAGAAAAAUAAUCAACAUCUUUAUCGGACUGCUGCAACUUGAACACAGAAACUGCAACCGCGUCCUUAUCACUUGCCUUAUCUCACGCUCCCUCACACUCCUCUUUACUCUCUACUUGCUUCCAUGGCCGAGCUACAGCCGCCCGAUGCCGCCAUCACCGCCGCUCCCCUCCCUUCUGCUGCCGUUACAGCCACCACCUCCAAUCCGACAUCUAUAGCUCCACCACCUCCCCCAUCCGAUAACCAUCCAACCAACAACGUUAAUAACAAUAAUUUAGGCCCCAGUUUGGCUCCGAAACGACAGCGCCGACCAAGUGUUCGAUUAGGGGAGAUCGGCGACUCACCUUCCGACACUCACUUCCGGCGAGGCCCUAAAACCUGGCGUUUCCACAAGGACCCCACUCUGGCAGCUAAAACAUCAAAGACCCGUCCUCUAACUAAUCUCGUUAACGGUGGCGGGGAUAGUUAUGACGAAAACAACAUCGAGGAGAACAAUUAUAACCUUGAUUUGGGAAAUCGCAAGUCUAAAUCGAGGAAACCCACGAAGAGAGUGAGGACAAAUUGGCAUUCCUCGUCAGCUAAGUUCGAGACGCCUAAUGGCGGAGGAAUUCACGAAGAGAACUUUUUCAGAGAAGAUAACAAUGAUAACGAAGAGUUUCGGGAAUUCGAGCUCGAGGGUUCAGAAAGCCCAGUGAAAGAGCACAGUCCAAUUAACUCAAUGGAACAUAUGGGGCUUCAGUAUUGGGAUCGGAGAGGAAUUAGGACUAGAGUGUCGGAGAGCAGAGACCAACACGAUGACCUCAACAACGGAGGAGUUCAUAACGAAAUGAAUUCUGGGGAUAAGAGCAUUGGAGUAAGGGACUGGUUGGUUGAUUUGGGUCUGGGGAGAUAUGCUCCUGUUUUCGAGAUACACGAGGUUGAUGAUGAGGUUUUACCCAUGUUGACUCUGGAGGAUCUCAAGGAUAUGGGGAUUAAUGCUGUUGGUUCCAGGCGAAAAAUGUUCAAUGCCAUACUGAAGCUGCGGAAAGGGUUUUCGUGAGUUUAGCCUUAAUGGUUUUAAUGUAUGUUUAGCUUUUAUUUACUGCUUACUUUCCUUUUCGUUACUUUUUGCCGCUUACAUGGAUAAUUCAAGUGGUAUUAGUUUUGCAGCUAGAUUUAUUUUUUCUCCUCCUUCUGCCUUUAGUAUGUUAGUUAUUGUGAAAUGUAAUAGUUGAUAUACAAAUGAGAAUGACAUGACAAGUACUUUUUAUUGAUUAAACUAAGUUCUAGUGUGUCUAAA